AUGAACUUGACAGAUCUGCCGGAUCGCGAGAUCUAUUUGCCCGAUGGCUUUACCGAUCCUCAAGCUUAUCUCGAAUCGCUGGUUUCUUUUACGUCAAAAUUCGAUCGACUCAUCAACAUGCACAUUGUAAACUUUGUCGGUCAUGAUCAGUGGUCCAUUUUACCUGCGACGUGGCGAGAAGCGUUGCUACCAAGCAAUCGUAACGACGACUACGACUGGAUCUCGCCACUCGUAUGCCUGGCUUCAGAGAACACGAGUCUGGAUGGCUGGCCCGAGUCGCUCAAGGAAUAUGUUGAAACUGCCAAAAAAUUGGCAUUACCUCGAAAACCUUUAUUUGGCUGUUGA
Zychaea mexicana is the source of this 345-nucleotide messenger RNA. RefSeq lists its product as uncharacterized. The record is from RefSeq and is a predicted model, not a curated record. The transcript is spliced from 2 exons. The coding region runs from base 1 to 345 and encodes 114 amino acids. Lineage: Eukaryota; Fungi; Mucoromycota; Mucoromycetes; Mucorales; Lichtheimiaceae.